Molecule: messenger RNA, 156 nt
Organism: Cryphonectria parasitica EP155
Lineage: Eukaryota; Fungi; Ascomycota; Sordariomycetes; Diaporthales; Cryphonectriaceae
Exons: 1
Source: RefSeq, a predicted model, not a curated record
AAGAUGAAUAAGCUUGCUAUGUAUAAUAGCAAUCAGAAAAUGCUGCAUGGAUUUCUUACCUACUGCAGGGUGUAUUUUCUGUACUAUGAGACUCAGUUUAUUAAGGAAUCUGAGAAAGUUAUUCUUGCAGGGACUCAUCUCGAAAAGAAUGCUCUU